Messenger RNA from Catharus ustulatus (Swainson's thrush), 3576 nucleotides. RefSeq names its product histone deacetylase 5 (gene HDAC5). The record is from RefSeq and is a predicted model, not a curated record. The transcript has 29 exons. Gene Ontology annotation, biological process: chromatin organization; negative regulation of transcription by RNA polymerase II. Gene Ontology annotation, cellular component: histone deacetylase complex. Gene Ontology annotation, molecular function: histone deacetylase activity. NCBI's taxonomy places the organism in Eukaryota, Metazoa, Chordata, Aves, Passeriformes, Turdidae. Bases 1 to 3552 code for a protein of 1183 amino acids.
AUGCCCAUAUAUGGAUACAAGGGGCGUGGCCAGGCAAAUCCAUAUAUGUGUCGGGGGGCCCGGCAGCGCCUGCCCGGCGGCGGCUCCGCAGCGCGGGGGGGGCCGGGGGGGCCCCGCUGCACCGCGCCGGGCUCGGCAGAGCGGGUGGCGUGUCCCCCCCGCCGCGUGUCACCUCGGUCCCUUCUGGGGGUGCCCCCCAUCCUGGGGACAGCGGGGCCGCAUCCUGCGCUGGGGCUCCCGGGCGGCGCGGGCACAGCCCCGGUGCCCCGGCCGGCGCUGACGGAGCCGCGCCUGUGCGAGCCCCCCCGGUCACACCCGCGGGCCACCAUGGACCCCCAGAGCGACACAGAGGGGGGGUCCGGCCGUGAGCCCCCGCUGGAGCUGCUGCCCCGUGUCCCGCUGCACCUGCCCGCCCCAGCGUGUCCGGCAGGGCCGGAGGGGCCGGAGGGGCCGGAGGGGCCGGGGCCCGAGGCGGGGGUGGACGCGGGGCUGGCGGCGGCGCGGGAGCAGCAGCUGCAGCGGGAGCUGGUGGCCCUGAAGCAGCAGCAGCAGCUCCAGAAGCAGCUGCUCUUCGCCGAGUUCCAGAAACAGCACGAGCACCUCACCCGCCAGCACCAGGUGCAGCUCCAGAAACACCUCAAGCAGCAGCAGGAGGCUCUGGCCGCCCGGCGGCAGCAGGAGCUGGAGCAGCAGCGGCAGCGGGAGCGGCAGGAGCUGGAGCAGCAGCAGCAGCGCCUGGAGCAGCUGCAGAGCCUGCGGGCCAAGGAGCGGGGCCGAGACAGCGCCAUCGCCAGCACGGAGGUGAAGCUGAAGCUCCAGGAAUUCCUGCUCAGCAAGACAAAGGACCCAGGCCCCGGCGCCCCCAACCAUUCCCUCCCCCAGCACCCCAAAUGUUGGGCUCACCACACCUCGUUGGACCAGAGUUCCCCCCCCCAGAGCGGCAGCCCGGGGACCCCCCCGUCCUACAAGCUCCCCCUGCUCGGCACCUACGACGGGCGCGACGAUUUCCCGCUGCGCAAAACCGCGUCGGAGCCCAACCUGAAGGUGCGGUCGCGGCUGAAGCAGAAGGUGGCGGAGCGCAGGAGCAGCCCCCUGCUGCGGCGCCGCGACGGCUCCGUGCUCAGCGCCUUCCGCAAGCGGCACGUGGAGAUCACCGUGUCAUCGGUGUGCAGCAGUGCCCCCGGGUCGGGGCCCAGCUCCCCCAACAGCUCCCACGGUGCCCACAACGGCCUGGCCGCCUCUGUCCCCAACAUCCACAGCGAGCAGCUGCUGCCCCAGCCCCACGCCCUGGCCCUGGACGGGGCCCAGCUCAGCCUCUACACGUCCCCAUCGCUGCCCAACCUGUCCCUGGGGCUGCAGGCCACUGUCACCGUCACCAGCGCCCACCUCCCCGUGUCCCCCAAGCUGUCCCCCCAGGCGGAGGGCGAGCGGCCGGCCGUGCCCCCGGGGGUGUCCCCGCUGCGCCCCGGGGCCGCGCUCUCCGGGAAGUUCCUGAGCACGUCCUCGAUCCCCGGCUGCCUGCUGGGGGUGGCCCUGGACGGGGACAGUCCCUCCGCGCCACCGUCGCUGCUGCAGCACGUGCUGCUCCUGGAGCAGGCGCGACAGCAGAGCACGCUCAUUGCUGUGCCCCUGCACGGGCAGUCCCCGCUGGUGACCGCGGAGCGCGGGGGGGGUCCCCGGGCGGGCCGAGCCCCCCGGCACCGGCCCCUGAGCCGCACGCAGUCCUCGCCGCUGCCGCAGAGCCCCCAGGCGCUGCCCCACGGAGCCCUGCAGCCGCACCUGAUGGACAAACAGCCCGGGAAGCUGCUCCCCAAGGCGGGGGAGCUGGCUCGGCAGCCCCCCACCCACCCCGAGGAGACGGAGGAGGAGCUGACGGCGCAGCAAUCGCCCCCCCCGGGGGACAGAGGCCCCCCAGGACCCCCCCUCGGCCCCCUCCUCGUGUCCCCAGAGGCCGGGGACCCCCCGGAGCAACCGCGGGACCCCGAGGGCUGCCCGGAGCCGGGGGACAGCGGGGACGAAGCCGAGGCCACCACAGACCCCGAUGUCACCGAGCUGGGGGUCACCUACAAGCAGGUGUACCCCGAGGCUCUGCAGCUCUUCCCCGCGCCCCCCCUGGGGGUCCUGGCGCUGCCCCACCCCGCCCUGGCCCGCACGCAAUCGUCCCCGGGCAGCGUGAAGCCCCCCCAGCCCGAGGGGCCCCCCAAGCACCUCUUCACCACAGGCGUGGUGUACGACACGUUCAUGCUGAAGCACCAGUGCACCUGCGGCAACACCACCAUCCACCCCGAGCACGCCGGGCGCAUCCAGAGCAUCUGGUCCCGGCUGCAGGAGACGGGGCUGCUGGGGAAAUGCGAGCGCAUCCGCGGCAGGAAGGCGACGCUGGAGGAGAUCCAGAGCGUGCACUCGGAGCACCACGCGCUGCUCUACGGCACCAGCCCCCUGAACCGCCAGAAACUGGACAGCAAAAAGCUGCUGGGUCCCAUCACUCCGAAGACGUACGCGGUGCUGCCGUGCGGGGGCAUCGGGGUGGACAGUGACACGGUGUGGAACGAGCUGCACUCGUCCAGCGCGGUGCGCACGGCCGUGGGCUGCCUGCUCGAGCUGGCCUUCAAGGUGGCCGCGGGGGAGGUCAAGAAUGGCUUCGCCGUCAUUCGCCCCCCAGGCCACCACGCCGAGGAGUCCACGGCCAUGGGCUUCUGCUUCUUCAACUCGGUGGCCAUCUCGGCCAAGCUGCUGCAGCAGCGGCUCAGCGUGGGCAGGAUCCUCAUCGUGGACUGGGACAUCCACCACGGCAACGGGACCCAGCAGGCGUUCUACAGCGACCCCCACGUGCUCUACAUCUCCCUGCACCGCUACGACGACGGCAACUUCUUCCCGGGCAGCGGCGCCCCCGAGGAGGUGGGCAGCGGGCUGGGCGUGGGCUACAACAUCAACAUCGCCUGGACCGGCGGCGUGGACCCCCCGAUCGGGGACGUGGAGUACCUGACGGCCUUCAGGACCGUGGUGAUGCCGAUCGCCACCGAGUUCUGCCCGGACCUGGUGCUGGUCUCCGCCGGCUUCGACGCCGUCGAGGGCCACCUGUCCCCUCUGGGCGGCUACUCCGUCACCGCCAAGUGCUUCGGGCACCUGACCAAGCAGCUGAUGAUGCUGGCGGGCGGGCGCGUGGUGCUGGCGCUGGAGGGGGGACACGACCUGACCGCCAUCUGUGACGCCUCCGAGGCGUGUGUCACCGCCCUGCUGGGGCUGGAGCUGGAGCCCCUGGACCCGGCCCUGCUGCAGCAGAGACCCAACGUGAACGCCGUGGCCACGCUGGAGAAAGUCAUCGAGAUCCAGAGCCGCCACUGGGGCUCCGUGCGCCGCUCCGCCGCCGCCGUGGGCCGGUCCCUGCUGGAGGCGCAGCGCGGGGACACCGAGGAGGCCGAGACGGUGACAGCCAUGGCCCUGCUGUCCGUGGGGGCCGAGCAGGGGGGGACAGCGACAGGGACGGGGACAGGGACGGACACACAGCCCAGGCCGGCGGAGGAGCCCAUGGAGGCCGAGCCCACGCUCUGACCCGCCCAGGAACACCCGGGACAA